Messenger RNA from Amaranthus tricolor (Joseph's coat), 6307 nucleotides. Its product is annotated as protein NETWORKED 1D-like. Bases 547 to 5988 code for a protein of 1813 amino acids. The transcript is spliced from 4 exons. The record is from RefSeq and is a predicted model, not a curated record. Gene Ontology annotation, molecular function: actin filament binding. Gene Ontology annotation, cellular component: plasma membrane. Lineage: Eukaryota; Viridiplantae; Streptophyta; Magnoliopsida; Caryophyllales; Amaranthaceae.
AACGUUCUUCUCAAUUAAUUAAUUUCUAAGACUAAAAAUCCCAAACGAUACGCACACCAAAAUAAUUAACAAAUAAAAACAGAUACUUUUCCAAUCAAUCAAAUGAAAUCACCCAAGAAAUCAUUUAUUUCCUUUUUUAAUCAAUUAAUUUAAAUUUGAAAUUUGGACCUUCUUUUAUUAAAAAAAACGUAUAAAUUCAAUGGUUGAGUUGGAAACCCCAAACACAAGAAAAAAAAAUUAAUAAAAAAAAACAUUUCACCAAUAAUUGUACUCCUUCUUUUUCAGCGUGACAACCACCCUCCAAAGGCUUACAAUAAACAGUAGAAAAGCAAGGAAUAAAAGCAAAGAAAAAAAAUACAGAGGAGAGAGAAAAUCAAAUCAAAAAAUAAAAAAGUUCAUAUAGUUUUAGAGAGAGAAAGCGAGUAGAGAUCCAACGGUAAUGGGGUGAACAAUUCUUCUACUGGGUGAUUUUUGUUAAACUGUUGACAAAUCAAAUUUUCUGGUAUACUUGACAUUGUGAAAUUGAGAUAGUUUUGGUGGUGCAAAAUGGCCAAGAGUAAAGACAUGUAUUCUUGGUGGUGGGACAGCCAUAUUAGCCCUAAGAAUUCUAAAUGGCUGCAAGAAAAUCUUACAGAUAUGGAUGGUAAAGUGAAAAUAAUGAUUAAGCUCAUCGAAGUUGAUGAAGAUUCUUUUGCAAGGCGUGCUGAAAUGUAUUAUAAGAAACGUCCUGAGCUUAUGAAGUUAGUUGAGGAAUUUUAUCGUGCAUAUCGUGCUUUAGCUGAAAGAUAUGAUCAUGCUACGGGGGUGAUACGCCAAGCUCAUAAAACAAUGGCUGAAGCAUUUCCUAAUCAAGUUCCGUUUCUCAUGACCGAUGAUGCACCUGUGAAUGGUACCCAAGAUUCUGAACCCCGUACACCUGAAAUGCAGGCUCCUAUCCGAGCUUCAUUCGACCCUGUUGAAUUACAAAAGGGUGCAUUGGGUUUAUCUUCGUCAGAUUUGGUUAAAGCAAGUGGAACAUUCACAAGUGAGUCUGAUGGUGUAGUUUGUAGAAAGGGAUCAAAGCUGCUGAACGGGUUAGGGAAGGCAAGAAAAGUUUUGAGUUUUCAAGAAGCGGAGGAAAACGAAGCUGCGAAAAGUAUCGAGAAGCAUCACGAUGAGGAUGAUGCUUUGUCUGAAUCCGAGAGAUUAGGAAAAUCAGAGACUGAUAUCAAGGUUCUGAAAGACGCCCUCGCCAAAUUAGAAGCCGAGAAGGAAGCUGGUUUGCUUCAGUAUCAGCAGACCGUGGAAAGAUUGUCGAAAUUAGAGUCAGAAGUCUCGCAAGCAAAGGAGAAUUCCGAAGGACUUAGCAAACGAGCAAGUGAAGCAGACGCUGAAGUGCAAAGCUUGAAGGAUGCCCUAGAAAAGGUUGAAGCAGAACGGGAAGCUAGCUUGCUUCAGUAUCAGCAAUGCCUCGACAGGAUAUCCAACAUGGAGAACCAUAUAUCUCGUGCAGAAGAAGAUGCUUGCCGUCAUAAUGAACGAGCUUGUAAUGCUGAAAGAGAGACCGAAAUGUUGAAGAACGAGCUUUCUCAAGUGAAAGUUGAAAAAGAAGCUCUUCUUUCCAAGUACAUGGAAGCUUUAGAAAAGCUGGCGAGUUUGGAGAAUAAAUUGUUGCUAGCGGAGGAUUAUGCGAGCAGGACUUGUGAGAGAGCUGACAGAGCUGAAAAGGAAGUCGAAGUUUUGAGGGAAACUAUAACGAGAUUAACGGAAGAGAAGCAAGCCGCUGUUCUUGAACACGAGCAGUGUUUGGCGAAGAUUGUUAUGUUGGAACGUAAAAUCGUUCUCAUGCAGGAAGAGGCCGAGAAACUCAAAGCUGAGAUUGAAGUUGAGGUUACCAAGUUAAAGGGAAGUGAAGAGCAAUGUAUUCUGUUGGACCGGUCAAAUAAGUCGUUGCAGUUUGAGGUGGAAAUGUUAGGACAGAAAGUGGGUGAUCAGAACCAGGAGUUAUCUGAAAAGCAGAAGGAAUUAGGUAGACUUUGGACUUGCCUGCAAGAAGAGCGGAUGCGUUUUAUGGAGACGGAAGCUUCUUUUCAGUCGCUCCAGAAUAUGCACUGUAAAGUCCAGGAGGAGCUAAGGUCUGUCACUGCUGAGCUGCAGAAGAAUGUUAAAAUUUUGACGGCCUCUGAAAACCAGAAGCUUCGUUUAGAAGACGAAGUUCAGAAGGUGAAGGAUGAGAACAAGAGCCUGAAUGACCUUAAUACGUCCUCAGAAGUUUCGAUUAGAAGUAUGGAAGAACAGAUCUUUGACUUGAAGGACGGAAAAUUGAAGCUGGAACAAGAACUCGAGCUACGACUUGAUCAGAAGAAUGCUCUUCAGCAGCAAAUUUAUGGUUUGAAGGAGGAAAUAAAUAGUCUGACCCAGAGACACCAAGAUGUAUUGAGGCAGGUGGAAUCGGUGGGCUUUAAUUCAGAGUGCUUUGGUUCUUCCGUGAAAGCGUUGCAGGACGAGAAUACGAAGCUCAAAGAAAGUUACCAGAGCAGUGAGAUAGAGUUAGCUGCUGUAAUGGAGAAGCUGAAGUUAAUGGAAAAGCUUGUUGAAAAGAAUGAACAACUAGAGAAAUCUAUGUCGAAUUUGAACGCUGAGUUAGAAGCCGCAAGAAAGAGGGUGACGGAGUUGGAGGAUUCCGUCCAAAUGCUUCUAGGUGAGAAGUCCACACUAGUUGCCGAGAAGGGUUUUCUGAUAUCUCAGUUACAGAUUACUACUGAAAAUUUAGAAAAACUCUCGGAACAUAACGCUUUCUUGGAGAACUCUCUUUUCGAUGCUAGUGCUGAACUCGAAAUGUUGAGGGUGAAGUCUAAGAAUCUCGAAGAUUCAUGCAAUUUACUGGAUGAUCAGAAUUCUGCCCUUUUGGCAGAGAAGUUGACAUUGGAAUCUGAGUUGGAAACAACACAUUGUAAGUUAGAAGAAUUGGGCCGGCAGCAUUUAGACUUAGAGCAGCGGUUCACAGGCCUGGAGGACGAGAGACAAUCCACACUUCGGAUGGUACAAGAAUUGCAGGUAUGCUUAGAUACCGAAAAGCAAGAGCAUGCUAACUCAAAUCGGUUGAGUCAGACCCAAGUGGCUGAUUUGGAAAACCAGAUUCAUCUUCUACAAGAGGCAGGCUACCAUAUGCAAGAGGAGUUCGAAGAAGAACUAGAUAAAGCUGUUAAUGCUCAGUUUGAAAUCAUUCUCUUGAGGAAAUGUAUACAAGAUCUGAAAGAUAAGAAUUCUACAUUGCUGACAUACUCUGAGAAACUUCUGGAAGCAUCAAGGUUGUCUGAGAAACUCAUUUCCGAACUUGAGCAGCAGAAUCUCGGUAAGCAGGAUGAAGCUCAGGUAUUAUCUAGUCAAGUACAAGGGUUGAGGAUGGGUAUAUUCCAUUUAUUACAUGCACUUGAAGCUGAUGCGGGUUCUUUGGGCGAUGGUUGUGGCAACAAUGAUCAGAGAGUUAUCAGCCUGGCAAUCGGAAAACUUGAUGAUAUUAAAACAUCCCUGUACAAAGCUUGGGAUGAGAAUCAAGAGCUUAUUAUCGAGAAGUCUGUUUUUCUUGCAAUGAUUCGUCAGCUUAAAAAAGAUUUGGUGGACCUGAAUGGUGUUAUCCGCACCCUCAGGCAGGAGGUUGAGAGCAGGAACGAGGAAGUGGUCGUACUCCAGAAGGAGACACAGAAGCUUCUGGAGAAUAACGAAGAGUUGAUUCUCAAAGUCAGAGAGGGGGGUCAGAAAGAAGUUGUUCUUUGUACUGAAAUGGAAGCCCUUCGGGAGAAGCUGUUUAGUUUGCAAGGGGCUUACGAGGAUCUACAGAAAGAGAACAGCAAGGUCAUUGAGGAAAAAGGGUCUCUGAUGAAGGCGGUUGAAGUUUUGGAAGCGGAGAAGUACAAUCUAGAAGACGAGUGCUCUUGUAUGGUUGGCGAAGUUGUUACACUAGACAAUCUUUCGUUUAUAUUCAAGAAAGUCAUCGCUGAGAAAGCGAAGAAAGUCGUAGAGUUGACUUGGAAUAUAGACAAGCUUUGCACUGAAAACGAUAUCCUUGAGGACAAAGUGAGAAUCAUAGAGAGCAGAUUGGAAGAUGCUCGGAGUAAAAACAUUGAUUUUGAGCUUUCAUUGAAGAAGUCCGAAGAUGAACUGAAAGAAGUGAGGGUUGCAAAUGAUAAGUUGAAGGGUGAAAUAGUUAAUGAAAAGAACCUUCUUUGCUUGAAAGAAAAGGAGCUUCUAGAAGUGGAGUCAAUGAAGGAGAAUCGGGAGAUCCAAGUACUUGAAUUAUCCAAAAAUUAUGCUGAGCAACUGAAAGAAUGUGAAGACCUUCACGAACUUAUUCAGAAUCUCAAGUCACAGAUAUUCAUGAUGCAGAGGGAACACGAAGCGAGUGAAGCGAGAAUACAAGUUCUCACUUCAGAACUGCAGAACGGAAAAGACGAGGUAAAACUAUGGGAAACUGUUGCAGGAGCUUUCUUCACCGAGUUACAGAGUUCUAGUGUACGUGAAGCAUUGAUUAAAGCAAAGUUUUCCGAGCUUUUGAAAGCAUAUGAGAUCCUUGAAGAAGAAAGUCAUUCCAAAUGUGUCGAUAUCAUUCAGUUGAAAGAAAGAGUUGGGACCCUGGAAGGUGAAAAUUCGGAAAUCAAAGCUCGUUUGGCUGCAGAUCUCUCGGCUAUUAUGUCUCUGAAAGAUUCCUUGGCAUCUCUCGAGGACCAUGUUAAAUGGAAUAAGAAGAUCCACAAGACGGACGAUGAGGAUGCCAAGGACAAUCGUAACUUGAGUGAAGAACAGCAGAUUGUGUCUGUCAACUUUCAUGAUAUCCAGACUAAGAUCCAAGAUGUGGAAAAGGCAGUUAUAGAGCUAAAGCAUCAAGCAGAAGAGGAAAAUUCUAGUGUCCGCUCUGAACUAGACUCAGCAUUACGACAAAUCGAGGCGUUAAAAUCUCAGAGCAGCUCACGCCGUGGGAGUGGAAGAUUAAGUAGGCGUGUUUUGUCACAUUUAGAGGAAAACAAGCCUCAGAAAACAAGUGCUCUUGAUGGGUCACAACCCGAAGAAGAGCUUCUGAUGAAAGACAUCAUGCUUGAUCAGGUUUCUGAUUGCUCAUCCUACGGUAAAAACAGAAGAACUAAAGGAUCAGACAAUCAGAUCCUAGAGUUAUGGGAAACCAUUGAUCAAGCAGGCAGCAUUGACCUUACAGUUGGGAAGCCUGGCAGAGCACCAAUGGUUGUUCCGAGCAAGUAUUCUCAUCUUGAGUCGGUAAAGGAGAAUAGGAGUGGCCGUCCUUCUAUAGAAUCGAUGGUAGAGAAGGAACUGAAAGUAGAUGAUCAACAGAUGAAUUCUAAGAGAUAUCUGAAUCCUGAUUUUAAAGACAGCAAGAAAAAGACCUUAGAGAGGGAUGAUCAACAUUUGGUGUCGAAGAGGUUUUUGAAUACCGAGUUGGAGGAUAGCAAGAGAAAGACCUUAGAAAGGCUUGCCUCGGACGUUCAGAAGUUAACAAACCUACAGAUAACUGUGCAAGAUUUGAAGGAAAAAUUGGAAGUGACCGAUUAUUCUAGCAAGGGGAAGGGCGUUGAAUAUGAAGGGGUCAAGGAUCAGCUUGUGGAAAGUGAGAAUACGAUCCUAAAAUUGUUCGAGUAUAGUGCAAAAAUAAUGAAGAACAUAGAAAAUUCCUCAACAGCAUCAUCAUUUGAUGGCUCCGUUAAUAGCUCAGUUACGGCUGAUUCAUCAGAAGGAGGGGGUGGCAAGAGGAGACGAUGUUUGGAGCAAGCACGAAGAAUAUCAGAGAAGAUCGGAAGAUUACAGCUUGAAGUGCAGAAGUUACAGUUUCUUCUAAUGAAACUAGACAAUAACAAAGUAAGCAAAGGUGGGACCCGAGUAACUGAGCGAAACACACGAGUUCUCUUACGAGACUAUCUAUAUGGUGGAUCACGGACUCCACGCAGACGGAAGAAGACUCAUUUCUGUGGAUGUGUGCAGCCUCACACUAGAGGAGACUGAGGUUGGUAAUGUGUUUUAAGCUUAGGAAUUUGACCCUUUAGCUGUUAUUUUAAUCUUUUUUACCAUCUUUUUGAGAACUUAUUGAUUUACAUACAUAUAUUCUCUUUGUUUUUAUGGGAAAGAGAAUCUGGUGUACAAUAUGCUUACAUGAUAGGCUUUUUUUAGAGCUUAAUCUUUAAACAAGUUUCUGCUGCUAAGAACCUGGUAUCUCCAUGGUACGAGGCUUAGGAAUAAAAACAGUUGUUAGAAUGAUUAAAGCUUGUUCGCAGUUCAUUUAUUCAACUCAUUGAAGUAAAACACAUAACAAUACAUGGUACGA